AUGGAGCCCAUGCCUCCCCACGAGAGGAAAUCGGAUGAAACUCAAUCAGGGCUAGAUGCAUGGGAUUGGCGCGCCUGCGAGAUUGUGAGAGACAAUGCUCAUAACAGCGAUGCUAAUAUGAGGGAGAGAGUGAGAGAGAGAGGGAGAAAGAGAAGGAAGGGAGGGGGGGGGGCCACAGCGAGGCGCGUGGGGACAAACUCGGGAAGUGCGUAG
This is a messenger RNA of Aspergillus niger, 213 nucleotides long. RefSeq lists its product as uncharacterized. The coding region runs from base 1 to 213 and encodes 70 amino acids. The record is from RefSeq and is a predicted model, not a curated record. The transcript has 2 exons. NCBI's taxonomy places the organism in Eukaryota, Fungi, Ascomycota, Eurotiomycetes, Eurotiales, Aspergillaceae.